Molecule: messenger RNA, 2065 nt
Organism: Daucus carota subsp. sativus
Lineage: Eukaryota; Viridiplantae; Streptophyta; Magnoliopsida; Apiales; Apiaceae
Exons: 6
Coding region: 1117-1467 (116 amino acids)
Biological process (GO): endoplasmic reticulum to cytosol auxin transport
Source: RefSeq, a predicted model, not a curated record
AACAGAAAGAUCCGACCCAGGGUGUUACUGGUAAUUCGACAAUCAACUUGGACCACCCAAUACAAAGCGGGUUCCGACCCGAUGCCAAAUACUGCUGUUUUACUGAAGAAUUUUUCAAAGAUCCGAAUAUGGCCGGGCGACCCAUCACUUUUUUGAAUUUGUUAGUUAGUUUCGUGGAGCCAUAAUUUCAGGAGAAGUUUCCUCCAUCGACUUCAAUUCGUCGUUAACUGCUGACGACGAAUAUCUCCUCUGUGCUGUGCAUUCUUCACAUUCCGAGAUUUGAAACUAACAGUGGCCAUGGAUUCUGGGCAUCUAUAUACAAAUUUUGAUACGAUCCUAAAGAACCUAUAGAACCUACAGAAGGAAGUCAAGAACUAUAAAUCCAAGCCAUUUAUUAUCUUUAUCAAUGUAGCCAGCUUUGCAUAUCAUUGCAUAAGCUGAAUUUAAGGUCAAAAGAAUGUGUAGAGGCAUAAUGAUGGUACGCUAUAUCUUGACACUUUUAAGGAUGGUAUAUACUUCUAUAGUUAUCACAGAUAUUCAAUAAAAGAAAUUUAAUCCGCAAUGCUUACUAUUUCUGGAUCAUCUAAGAUGAGUAGCAGGUCUAAAUAUAGUACACUGAUUGUUCCAAAAUUUAAAAAAACUCUUAGUGUUUCUUGAAGCAUUGAGCUCGGUUACAGGAUGUUCGAUAUUGCUUCUUUACCAAACAGAGGAGGCUCUUGGUGAAGCCAUAUUGCAAGCUCUUAGUCUAGGUCUGAUCAAGUCUCGUGAUGAUGUCUUCGUCACUUAUAAGAUCUGGUGUUGUGAUAAUCAUGGCGAUCAUGUCCUCCCUGCCCUACCAAUGACUCUGCAGUAGUAUAUCGGGUUAGACUUUAUAGUUUUGCUGAUGAAUAUGGUGGAAUGCAUUAUGUUCAGGAAAAUGAAGAUGGAGUAUCUUCAUUAAUAUCUCAUUAUAUUCCAGCGAGCCUAAAGCCUGGAGCAACUAUUGGCGGAAAAUUAUUAGCAAACCCUCCAAAUGCAGGAAAAAGCAUUUGUGAGAAACAUCUGAGCAUAGAGGAUUCCUGGUUCUGCAAUUGAUGGCAUAUAAGGAAAUUGUUUAGGUGGGAUUAAAAGAGAUAAAUGAUAGGAAUUCUGAAUCUAUUUCUUGCUGCUUCAAUGCCGGUGCUGAAGGUGCUUUUGAUAACUGCUGUUGGUUCAUUCCUUGCACUAGACCGGAUCAAAAUAUUGACAGAGGAUGCACUGAAGCAUUUAAACACUGUGUUAUUUUCAAAAGCUGGUGUAAUUGGUCUUGGUCCUAAAUUCAUGUCAAUCUACAUUCAGAAGCUAGCUAUUGAGCGGCAUAUAUAUUAUGAUGAAGUUGAAGGAUUGACCGCAGAAUGGCUUGAUGCUACAUGUACAUUGGUACUUAAUUUGAGCACAAGUAAACGUUUGAAUAAGAAGGGGAAGUCCAGCCUAUUGCAGGCCACUUGAGGAGGUUGUGUUAAUCAUUAGUCCACAUAAGCUUAUGCCAGCAGUGGAUUCCUCUGGUGAGAACUUCAUUACAGUUCUCAUGACAGAGGAUGACGGUCCUCCUGACGUAGGAGCAAGGUUGUAUGUCAGUACCUAUUGUGGAUAAAGAUCUUUCUGGUCUAAUACUUGGUAGAGCAAGUGGUUACUGAAGAUGACAUGAUUCCCAGUAAAUAUUUCGUCGGAGAUUGAAUCUAUUAAAAAGUGGAGGAAGCAGAGGCAACAGAGUGGGUUCCCUGGGGAUGGAAAAGAUUUUGACAUCAACUUAUCAUUUGAGGAUGAAAAUUUAUUGGAAAGCUUAAAUAAAAAGAGACCUGGGGUGCUGGAGGCAAGGCACAACAAGGUACUGGCAAGGGUAAACCAGGAGCCAAACACUGCUGAGACAACUAAUGAUAUGCGGUGCUAUAGUAAAAGGUUUCUCCCAGAACAAGAAAAAGAAGACUUGAACGGAUAGGUUCCUGGGUAUUGUAUUAAGUUAGAUUUAUUGUAGCUUGAUUGUACUUUUAUAAUCUAAAACAAAUGAUUUUCAUUAUAAAAAUUCCGAAAAAUUAAAAUUUUAUUA